GCUCCAUUCAAAAAAUCGGAGUCGAGAUUCAUCGAUACAUGUCGAGAUUGAUUCUCCAUUUGCAAUCUCGAGUACUGCUAUCUUCAUUGUUGAGCCCUUAAGCUUUGAGUCAUGAAUACAGAAUGCGAUUUCAGUUAUCCCUAGUGGUUUUCGUUUCUCCACGUUUAGAAGAUACGAAUUUGGGUUUGUAAAGCUUCGAACUUUAGAGCGAUUCUGGGUAAAUUGGUGAACUGAUCGGAAAAUUGUGCAUUUGGGUUUCCUCUAUUUUUCUUGUAACCGAUUUUGUGAUUUGCGAUUAUGAAACCGCUCGAGGAUUGGGUCGAUGGAUCUUGGACCGUGGAUUGUGUCUGUGGUGUGAAUUUCGACGAUGGUAAAGAGAUGGUGAAUUGUGAUGAAUGUGGUGUUUGGGUACACACAAGGUGCUCUCGUUACGUUAAAGGAAAUGAUCUAUUCGCUUGUCACAAGUGCAAGAUCAAACACAGUGAUUCUGCUGCUAUGUUAUUAAAAAUGGAGAAUCUCUCUGCUCGAAAUCAGACUGUUCACAUGAACCGAGGUUUCAGGGCAUGUACAGAGAUUCCCAUUGAAGAAAGGGUUCAUGUACAAGGAGUUCCAGGUGGAGAUUUGGCUGUGUUUGAACGGUUUUCGUCGGUUUUCUCUCGUCAGCUUUGGAAGUCUAGUGGUUAUGUGCCUAAGAAGUUUAGGUUUCAGUAUAGCGAGUUUCCGUGUUGGGAUGAUCAGAAGGAGAAUGCAAGUGAGAUUGACGUUCAAGAAGAUGCUUGUGCUGAAGUUUUGUUAUCUAUGUCGAAAGAAAACGAUGUAGCCGAUGUUGUGGUUGAGAAGCUUGGUGCUAAAGACAGUAGAAGAAGUUUGGUUUCUAGAGGAAUUGAGAUUAACAGAGAGAAGAGAUUGCUCUGUUCUUUGAGUGCACAUAAGGGUAGAAAAGAUGAUUCUGAAGAUCGUUUAAAGAAGAAGGUUAAAGUUGGAGACAAAGAGAAAGGAGAUGAUAAGAAUGGCCACACAGUUUUUGGCCCUUACAAUGCUAUUAAAAGGCUUUGAUUUGGAAUGGGUCAAGUUUUUCUUUUGUUCUCAAUUUUCUUCCAAAUCAUUAGCAUUUCGAUUUAAAACUAGCAAUCAAGAACCUCAUGAGGGUAAAGAUCCACAAGGGCUAUUUAAAGACGUUGGGAGGGUAAAGCGUGAGAAGGUCCAAGGAAACUAAAUUCGAAGAAUCCAUUGAUAGAUAAUAUUUCAGUUGAUUGCUCCAAGGAACAGCAAUUUCCUCAGGAGCAUGAAAGAAGAAGUCGUCUAUAGUUUCCAAUGGUGCUUAAGAGCUCUGCUUGUGUCCUCAAGGCUCAAAGAUAAACACAAUGAGGGUACCUUUCAAUGCUUAGGCUUCUAACUUUUCUCUAGUUUAGAAUCUUACGCAUAUAUUCAAUUCUAACCACAAGGGUACAUGAUAACAUUUGUCUUUGCAGUCAAGCUGAGAAUGUUUUUUGACUUGAGCUACUAC
Molecule: messenger RNA, 1507 nt
Organism: Eutrema salsugineum
Lineage: Eukaryota; Viridiplantae; Streptophyta; Magnoliopsida; Brassicales; Brassicaceae
Product: histone-lysine N-methyltransferase 2E
Exons: 1
Coding region: 298-1056 (252 amino acids)
Source: RefSeq, a predicted model, not a curated record